Molecule: messenger RNA, 1871 nt
Organism: Nasonia vitripennis (jewel wasp)
Lineage: Eukaryota; Metazoa; Arthropoda; Insecta; Hymenoptera; Pteromalidae
Exons: 7
Coding region: 232-1350 (372 amino acids)
Source: RefSeq, a predicted model, not a curated record
UGGAAGGACCGAACAGUUUAGCUCAGAUUGCGGCGCGCGCAGGUCAUUCGGAAGUACGAAGUAAAUAUACGCCGCGUGAAAUACAAGUGUUGACAUCCACCACCGUUUUUCGACGAGAUUACAUGCAAACUUUUGGCCGUUCGUGCCUACGCUGACAACAACAAUUAUACUUCCAAUUCUCGUGUAGCGAGUGUGUGCGCGAUCAGUGUCGUGUCUCGAGACCCGCCUUAGAUGGUCCGCCCGAGCAAAUUCCCGCCGAUGACAAUGGAAUCGCCGGACAUAAAAAACUCGCUCACGCCAAUUUCCCUUCACACCGGCGUCGCGAACCACGGAGCGCGCGCUCUUUGGAAGUACCAGUGCGGACGCUCGACCUCGACACCGCUCAACGGCUGCUCGAGCUCGAACUUUCAGGGCCGACAUCUGCGCUCGGGACUCGAGAGCAGCUUGCUCGACAACAGCUACCUGCAGCUCGACGAGUCGCCGAUUUUAUUCGCGCAUCCCAAGGUCAAGCUCGCGGCCGUGCUGACUUUCGGCAGAAAGUUGUCGCUUGAAAACGAUCGUCUUAGCACUACUGGAGUUGCAGCAACCUUCGGUAAAAUGGGAAUCAUGGAGAUGUCUGAAGAGUUUACAGCCGAAAGUAGUAGCUCUAGUUCUCACACUGAUGAAAUAAAAAAGCAAAUAAACAAAGUCAAGAAACGGAAAUCGACUUCUCCUAAGCAAAAAAGUCCCAAAAUUUACAAAACAACAAAAAAAGUUACUGACGCUGAUGGCGGACAUUCGAAGAAAAUCGGAAGCUCCGGUAAAUUGAAAAUGUCGGCCCAAAGUACAAAGAAACGCAUGAAAUCGCCUAAAAGUAAAAGCCCAACGGGAUUUAGAAUUGGACCCUUUAGAAAAGUCGUACCAUCGAGCAGUUCAUCGAAGAAAUUAAUCAGCAUUAAUAAGCAAACAACAAAUUCUGAGUCCUCGGACAAGUGCUUGAUGAAGAGGUCCCCUAUUCGCAAUGGCAGUCAGUGUCCUACACUAAAGCUAUCCAGAUGUCCCCGAUCUCCGAAGCUUCAAACGGCUGUAAGGGCGAUGAUCAAACAGCAAAAAGAGGAAAUACGAAAACAAAAGGAAAUAGAAAUGGAAGAGUAUAAAAAUAAGUUGUUAGAAGAACAAAGACGCAAAGAAGAGGAAGAGAUCUUGAAAAUGCGCCAGGAGACAGUUUUCAAAGCAAAACCUAUAAGAAAAUACGUGCCACUUCCUGUAGUUAAAAAGCGAGCUUUGACUGAUCCAAUUUCACCUAAUUUGUGCAAACGACGUCGUGUCGAAACAUCUUCACACAGCACGAAUUCCCAUCGAACGCAAUGAGGCUCUGACUAUAUCAAGAUUGUUAAUUUAUGACUGAUAAGCUAGCUCUUUUAAUAUAUAAUGUAAUGUAAGAUACACAUUUUAUAGAAAAAAAUGACGUAAGUGCGCUACAACCUAGCGUAUAAAUUUAAAAUAUUUAACGACAAUUAUUCAAGUUUUUGAUUAUUUUUGAGGUGUUUUUAAUUUUUUGAACAAUUUAGACUUCGAAAAAUGUUGAUUUAUGAGAAUUGCUUCGAAUGUCAGUAAAAUAAUUUGUGAUACAGUUCGUAUGGCGCAUUAGAGGUCAAGGCCUCCAAAUUUAUUUGUAAAUUUGAUGACUGGAUACGUGAAUAUUAGAAAUAAGCAAAUCUUUUAGUGUUUACUAAAUGAUAAAACCUUAUUUAAAGGAUGCAAUUCAAUUGAUAAUUUUUGAAAUUGCCUUAAGAAUGAUCUAUGAACACAGCAAUAUUUUAGUUUGUAGGAUUGUGAUAUUUUCUCGCAGGUUUCGAGUUCAUUUCAUAAAUAAAUUAUUACGAAACUUA